Messenger RNA from Raphanus sativus (radish), 1986 nucleotides. Its product is annotated as tubby-like F-box protein 3. Bases 483 to 1703 code for a protein of 406 amino acids. NCBI's taxonomy places the organism in Eukaryota, Viridiplantae, Streptophyta, Magnoliopsida, Brassicales, Brassicaceae. The record is from RefSeq and is a predicted model, not a curated record. The transcript has 4 exons.
CACCAAAAAAAAAAAUUAAAGAGAGAGAGAGAAAGGAAGGCGAUUGGAUAACACAUACAUACUCCGCCGUAGAAGGCCAAACCCUAAAAUCUAUUAUUACCUCUGACCACUUGUGUGUUGGUGUAAGAAAGGCAUUUGCUUCGGAGGGUCGAAACCCGAAUCUGAGACUUACCGAGUUCGAUCCGGAUUUUAUUGGUGUUCAAACUCAAUCCAUCCAAGUGAAGUGAAGCGAAGCGAAGCUCUCGGAUAACUAACACAGGUAAUUCCAUAAAGUUUUUUUUUUCAAUUAAUUGUUUCCAUAGUUACUUAGAUUUGAAUCGGCAGGUUUAGAUCUAGAGAAGCUUUGUGUGUUCAGAGAUUUGGUAGGUAGGGGAACACAUCUUUUUGGCUUUACAGUUUUGGGAUGAUGAUGGGUGGAGGGAGUGCUGCUUUGUAAUAAAUUUGAAUUAGGUAAAAGAGUUGGAAAAUAAAGAGAAUCAAAAAUGUCGUUCAAGAGUCUGAUUCGGGGAGAGAUAGGGAGUAUAUCAAGAAGAAAAGGAUUCGGGUUUGGGAGAUCAAGGUCUCAGCGUGUGGUUCAGGAUUCUUUUCUUGUUCCCGUCGAUGCUUUCAAGCAGAGCUGCUGGGCUACUAUGCCCCCUGAGCUCCUCAGGGAUGUUCUCAUCCGUAUUGAGGCUUCCGAAGACACUUGGCCCUCUCGCAAGAAUGUUGUUUCCUGCGCUGGUGUCUGCCGCAACUGGCGUGAUCUCGUCAAAGAGAUCGUCCAAGUUCCUCAACUUUCCUCCAAAUUCACUUUCCCUAUCUCCCUCAAACAGCCUGGUCCUAGGGGAUCCCUUGUUCAAUGCUAUAUCAUCCGAAACCGCACUAAUCAAACUUACCAUCUCUACCUCGGCCUUAACCAAGCAGCAGCAGCUGCUGCUUCUAAUGAUGAUGGAAAGUUCCUUCUUGCUGCCAAGAGGUUUCGGAGGCCUACUUGCACUGACUACAUCAUCUCCUUAAACUCUGAUGAUGUCUCCAGAGGAAGCACUUCCUACAUCGGAAAGCUAAGGUCUAACUUUCUUGGGACCAAGUUCACUGUCUACGAUGCUCAGCCCACCAAUCCUGGAGCUCAGGUUACCAGAACCCGUUCUUCCAGACUUCUCUCUUUGAAACAAGUGACCCCCAGAGUUCCAUCUGGCAACUACCCUGUCGCACAUAUCUCCUAUGAGCUUAACGUCUUGGGCUCCAGAGGACCGAGGAGGAUGCAGUGUGUAAUGGAUGCCAUCCCUGCAUCAGCAGUAGAACCUGGAGGUACAGCUCCUACUCAGACGGAACUACUCCACACCAAUCUCGAUAUGUUCCCCUCCUUCUCCUUCUUCAGGUCUAAAUCAGUUCGUUCAGAGAGUCUUCCAACUUCGUCGACGUCUGGUCCUGCUCAGAAGGAAGGGCUGCUUGUCCUCAAGAACAAAGCCCCCAGAUGGCACGAACAGCUCCAGUGCUGGUGCCUCAACUUCAAUGGGAGAGUCACUGUUGCUUCCGUCAAAAACUUCCAGCUCGUAGCAGCUCCUGAGAACGGACCUGCUGGACCUGAGCACGAAAACGUGAUUCUCCAGUUUGGGAAAGUCGGCAAAGAUGUGUUCACAAUGGAUUUUCAGUACCCUAUCUCUGCCUUCCAGGCCUUCACCAUUUGCCUUAGCAGCUUCGACACCAAGAUAGCAUGUGAAUGAACGAACCCACCCGCAGGCAGGCGCAGGGUUAUUAAGUUGUAUCAUCAUGUUGAACGAUGGGUUUGCUUUUGCCUCUCAUUGUCUAAGAAGUGUGUGUGUGUGUACUGUACAUAUAGUUUCAAAAGUAUUGGCAAAGUCCAUACAAGGAGAGAGAGAGAAAGAGAGACUCAAAAAGAUGACAGUAGACUGUGUUUGUUUGUUGUUAUUCCGUUGUAUCUUUAAUGAUUGUAGUUCCAGACUAUGUUUUCAUCUUUCUGAUAAUUUAAUCCCAACGUUUUUUUUU